CCACACACACUCUCACUCGCUCACACUCACCUGUUCCGCUCCCCCGCCCCCCUUGGCGACCUUAGUGCGACCGCUCCCGUUUCGUUUUUUUCGAUUCAGUUGCCGUUUUAACUUCGCCGCGCAAGAAGCGGGACUUUUAGCUCGCUCGUGGCAAAAACACUGCAGCGCUGCACUCUGAAUAUUUCGUGUCUUUGGCGCCAAUUUCGAAUCACAGUCCGCUGGCGGAUUAAACUGACCAACUAAAGAUUCCCUUCUUGCUCACGACCCCACGGACUUCCGUCUUCCCACGCCCCCGCGCUGUGACUCCCAUGGCAGCAAGCAAAUUUUCUAGUAAGCAGGCAACAACAAGCACACAUUUAGAUGCGACAUGUGCGAAAAUCAGUGCCUUUUACUUUGACCUGGACAACACGUUGAUUCCAACGCGGGCCGGCGACUCCAAGGCGAUCAGAAAGCUUUCGGAUGUUUUGGAGAGUCAGUACCAGUUUAGCAAGGAUGACGCCACACAGUCCACCCAGAACUUCCUAAAAGCGUUCCGCCGUUGUCCGGACAACUCGCAAACUUCGCUGGACUCGUGGCGUACUCAUCUUUGGCGAGAAUCACUCCCAGCACGCCACAAACACCUCGCGGAGCAGAUUUAUCCUCAGUGGCUGAGGCUGCGGUAUCGCUACUUGGCCAUUUCGGCAGACUAUGUCCAGCUGCUGUUGCGGAUGCGCCAGGCGGGCUACGCCCUGGCUCUCAUCACCAAUGGACCUUCGAAUGCUCAGUGGGAGAAGGUAGCCAAGCUGCAUGUGCAGGGCUACUUUGAUUGCGUCCUGGUCUCGUCGGAUCUGCCUUGGGAGAAGCCGCAUCCGGAGAUUUUCUAUGCCGCCUGUAACUUCCUAAACGUAAAGCCGCAGGAGUGUGCCAUGAUCGGCGACAAACUGGAAACCGACAUCAUGGGCGGCCACUUGGCCCAACUGGGCCUCACCUUCUGGACACCACUGAGCAAUAGCAGCUUGGCAGUGCAAUCGCUGGAAGAUGUUGAGUACAAACCGCACGUCAAGCUGGGUAAUCUGCUGGAGAUUUACAAGUACUUCCCGCGCCUGAAUGCCAUCGCUCCGUUGGACACGCCAUCCACCUCGAGACGGCGUGGCAGUCACAUGACCUCAAGCGGUCAGAGCAGUAGCAGCGGGAGCAGCUCCAGCUCAAGUUGCGAGCCGGGAACUGUGCAGGGAUACCAUCGUCACCAUCAGCAGAGGCAGUGGCUGUAUCGACGCGGGGUUUCUCUGCCCGCCAUGGAUUGCUCCAACAGCGAAGCGGAGAACAGCUGCGACAGCUUUCUCUAGAGAGCAGGGAGUCGGGAUCAAAAGGAUCGGGAGAAUGUCGAAAAAUGUACCUUCAGUUUACAAAACUAUAGCUAAAGCGGAGACCGAAGAAUGGAUGUAAUAACCACGGAUGGUCAAAGGACAGCCAACCGAAUUGGAAACGAAAGCAGGAAUUUAAAGUUCAACUAUAAACGGGAGGAGCCCGUAAUCACGGUGAAUCUCGAUAUCUGCCAUUAGACUAAAAUUAAGGCUAGCAAAACAGAAUCGGAACACAUAAACUACAGCAUACAAAUAGUGUAAACGAAAUAUGUAACUAGGGAAAAGCAAACCAAAUGUAUUUUUCUAAGCGAAUAUUGUGUCACAUAUUUUGUAAAUUGAUAUAACACGCAACUGAAAGUACGUCAAGGUAAACGCAAAACACGAAACACAAAACACAAAAAGUGAAACUCAGGCGAAGACCACAAACAUGAACCUAACGAGCAAAAAAACCGAAUCACUGAAAAAUCUGUAAUUGUUAUAGUUUAACCAUGGAUGUUCGUGAGUGUUAACUAUUGUCUUAGUCGUGCAGUCUCCGAAUUGUGGCAUAUUGUUAUUUGCAACCACCUAGUCCCUCCCCACUCACGCAUGCCCCUUUCUCUCUCACAAAGCCCAGGUUAUUCCGCACCCACGCGAACUGCAUCGUUGAUGAUAUAUGUAUGUAUAUGGCACAUAGCCAGCGUGCACUGUUGAUCAUGGAUAUGAAAAUAAAUGACACUGCGAAGCUAA
Messenger RNA from Drosophila ficusphila, 2069 nucleotides. Its product is annotated as N-acylneuraminate-9-phosphatase. The record is from RefSeq and is a predicted model, not a curated record. Gene Ontology annotation, molecular function: hydrolase activity. The transcript has 3 exons. NCBI's taxonomy places the organism in Eukaryota, Metazoa, Arthropoda, Insecta, Diptera, Drosophilidae. Bases 309 to 1325 code for a protein of 338 amino acids.